Coccidioides posadasii C735 delta SOWgp is the source of this 2724-nucleotide messenger RNA. NCBI's taxonomy places the organism in Eukaryota, Fungi, Ascomycota, Eurotiomycetes, Onygenales, Onygenaceae. The record is from RefSeq and is a predicted model, not a curated record.
AUGUCACCGUUGUCACAGACAAAGCGACGACUUGCCGGUCGUAAGGCUACCCGAGCCACUCCUCGGCCCCGAAAUGGACGCUCUUCAGCUGCCCAGUCACAUGGACAUAGUAUCCUACCACGAUCGUCCCAAUCUCGAGAUUCGACAGCUAAUGUAAGCCCUCCAGCAAUAUCCCAUGCAACAGAGGCUACAGCCGAAUCAAGACAGGAGAACACCCUUUCAGAAGGGGGCGGAGAUGAUGAUUUAUGCCAAAUUAUCAUGGCCAUUGAUAUGAAAGAUCGGGGGACGGUUGGUUGCUCCUAUUAUGUUGCUGAUCAGAAGAAGCUUUAUAUCGUUGAAGAUAUUGCCUCUGGGGGUAUGGACGUCGUGGAGACAUAUUCUCAAUUUCGACUUCCUUAUCACCUUGAAGUUCGGCCUAUCCAAGAGUUUGGUUUUGAGCGCGCCAAAACGAAACUUACAAGUCUCAAACUUAGGCAAGGGAGUGCCGAUAUUCCCAAAUUUCUCGUUCCUGGAAACGCUUUCUCCCACGAAAAUGCGGAAGAUGCCGAGGAUGUAGGCUUCACUAGCCAACAAGGGGAACUUUUGUAUCUCGCUGGCAUCGUCGAUAUGGAGAAUCACGUUUCGGUCGGAUGUGCCGGUGCUCUUAUAGCAUACCUUCAAAGAAAGCGCUCAACCCAGGAUUUCCAGGGAGAUUCAGCUGGAGAUCAGUUAUUGAGGAUAGACAAGAUUGAGAUGUCAUCCUUGAAAAGCAAUAUGUUCAUUAACAGAGACACUCUUUCAUCGCUUCAAAUAAUCCAGUCAGAAUCUCACCCGAAUGCAUUCAACCAAGGCCCAGGUCAAACUUCUUCUAGUUCCAAGGAAAGCCUCUCGAUUUAUGGUCUUUUCCACCGGUUUGCUCGUACUUCCCAAGGGAAAACAAUGCUGAGGCAAAUCUUCCUUCGGCCCACCAUUCAUCAGAGUAUCAUCUCUGAACGACAUGUUUUUAUCAGUACAUUUCUGCGAGUAGAGAAUGCUGAUGCCGUAGCAAAGCUGACAAAGAGCUUAAAAGGCAUUAAAAACUUACGCCCUGUUAUGAUUCAUCUUCAGAAAGGGAUUAGUACUGGAAAUGCUCGGUUUAGGGGGUUCAAGAGUGUCGUUUGGGCCACAAUUUUAGAGGCUAUGCAUAAACUGGAAUUAGCGAAACUACACCAGGUUGGAAGGGUGAUCCAUGAGACGGUAGAUCUGGAGAGUUCAGUCCAAGAACGUCGAACCAUCGUAAGACCAGGAGUCGACCAGGAGCUGGAUAAAAUGAAAGAAAUGUAUAAUGGCAUGGAAUCGUUGCUUAGCGAUGUUGCAGUCACCAUUGCAGCUACCCUUCCAGAAGAAUUGAGCAACGAAUUGAAUGUGAUAUACUUUCCUCAACUUGGCUUUAAUAUUGCUAUCCCGCUCGACGAACAGGGUAGACCAGUGUAUGAUGGGGGGGAUGAGGAAUGGGCGCAGGUUUUCACUACCGAAAAUCGGGCAUAUUUCAAAGAUUUCCGCAUGCACGAGAUGGACGAGAGAUUGGGCGAUAUGUAUGGGAAUAUUUGUGCGAAAGAGAUUGAAAUCGUCUACGACCUUGCCCAAAGCAUUCUGGGCUAUGAGGAGAUAUUAGUUGAAGCAUCAGACGUAUGCGGAGAGAUUGACAGCCUGUUAGCGCUUGCCCACGGGGCCGAUUUGUACAAACUUGUGCGACCACAAAUGACAGAUGAAAACGUUGUCAUUAUAAAAGGGGGACGACACAUCCUCCACGAAGCCACCGUAUCUUCCUAUGUCCCCAACGACACGUUUCUUGUCGGUGGAAAGGGAACUGAGCGAUAUCAGUCUCCCACGGAUGACCCUAAAUACUCCGGAGACUCUCAAGCCUCAGACUGUACGGGACCAAGUAUGCUUCUGCUUACGGGCCCAAAUUACUCGGGAAAAAGUGUAUAUCUAAAACAGGUGGCGCUCAUUAUCUACAUGGCCCAUAUAGGGAGCUUUGUUCCCGCGAAGACUGCAACAAUUGGGGUUACUGAUAAGAUCUUAACUCGAAUCACAUCUCGGGAGACUGUUUCAAAGACUCAAAGUACAUUCGCAAUUGAUUUGCAGCAGAUCUCGUUCGCAGUAGCAAACUCGACCAACCGAAGCCUGAUAAUUAUAGACGAAUUUGGAAAGGGCACGGAAUCAGCGGGAGACGAGCGUCCCAAGGUAAUAGGUGCGACACAUUUUCACGAAAUACUUGAGAAUGAGUUCCUACCUCAAAGACCAGAACUCCAGCUUGGACACAUGGAAGUCCAAGUGGAUCCGGCUGCUUCGGAGCUACAAGAUCAGAUCACGUAUUUAUAUAACUUCCGAUUCGGGCGCAGCAGCGAGAGCUUUGGAACCAUCUGUGCUGCGAUGAAUGGUAUAGACCUAGCAAUCGUUUCACGGGCGAAUGAAAUUGGAGACCUAUCGCGCCGUGAGGAGGACCUUGUUGCUGCGUGUGCAAAGAUGACAAAUGCAGAAAUAAACGAGCUUGAGGUUGCUGAAAAUAUCGCAAGAAACUUUCUCCAAGCCAACUUUUCCAGGCCAUUGUCCAAUAUUAGACAAUGCAGCCAAUCUGACACUGUCACUUCUAUCCUCGACGGUAUUGUCGGGAAUAUAAGUGAUGCGGACACGACCAGAGGCGGCGGAGAGACUUUUCAGGCUGGAAGUUCUUCGGAUACAUCUGUGGAAGAGGUCUAUUGA